This is a messenger RNA of Pantherophis guttatus, 7075 nucleotides long. Lineage: Eukaryota; Metazoa; Chordata; Lepidosauria; Squamata; Colubridae. The record is from RefSeq and is a predicted model, not a curated record.
GCGUUAAGAUCACACAUACUUCCUGCUUGUCCUCUUUUCCUCCCUUUGGGAGACGCAUGCGCAAGGCUGGUGUUCCUUCCAGUUUCCCAGAGUACUCAGCGCGGUGAAGAAGCGUCGGUCGCGGGCUGGAGGCAUUUUGUGUCCUGGAUAUCGGCUGCGAGAGAGGAAACGAGCGAGCGAGAGAGCGACAGACAGACAAGAUGGCGGCGGCCGAGUGAAGCGCCAGUUAGUGGCGGCGGAGGACGGACUCGCUUGGGCUUUUCUUUUCCCUCUUUCCCUCCCUCCCUCCCCUCCGAGACCCCCUUCUGUUCCUCAGAAGGGGAAAAGGCGCGCUGUCAGCCGGGAAAGUGCGUGGGACGUCCACCCUCCAGAGAGGCCUAGCGCGAUCCAGGCCGCCGAGAACGAAGCCCCUUCUCCUCCUUCAGUCCUCCCCUGUCCCGUCCCUAGCCGUGGUCGAGCAGGAGCUCCCCGUGGAAUACUCGCGGGCUCUCAAAACCGUGGGAAAUAACCCCUAUCCCCCCCCAUCCCCUCCGUCGCCAUGGCGAGCAGCAGCGGCUCCAAGGCCGAGUUCAUUGUCGGGAACAAAUACAAGCUGGUGCGGAAGAUUGGUUCGGGCUCCUUCGGGGACAUAUACUUGGCCAUCAAUAUCACCAACGGGGAGGAAGUAGCUGUGAAGUUAGAAUCACAGAAGGCCAGGCAUCCCCAGCUGCUAUAUGAAAGCAAACUAUACAAGAUUCUGCAAGGGGGAGUUGGCAUCCCUCAUAUAAGGUGGUAUGGUCAAGAAAAAGAUUACAAUGUUCUAGUCAUGGAUCUUCUUGGACCUAGUCUUGAAGAUCUCUUCAACUUCUGUUCUCGGAGGUUCACAAUGAAAACAGUACUUAUGUUAGCAGACCAGAUGAUCAGUAGAAUUGAAUAUGUGCAUACAAAGAAUUUUAUACACAGAGACAUUAAACCAGAUAACUUUCUAAUGGGUAUCGGACGUCACUGUAAUAAGUGUUUAGAAUCUCCAGUGGGGAAGAGGAAAAGAAGCAUGACUGUUAGUACUUCUCAGGACCCAUCUUUCUCAGGAUUAAACCAGUUAUUCCUUAUUGACUUUGGGUUGGCCAAAAAGUAUCGGGACAACAGAACAAGGCAACACAUACCUUAUAGAGAAGACAAAAAUCUCACUGGUACAGCUAGAUAUGCAAGCAUUAAUGCACAUCUUGGCAUUGAACAGAGUCGUCGUGAUGAUAUGGAGUCAUUAGGAUAUGUAUUGAUGUACUUUAACAGAACCAGCCUGCCGUGGCAAGGAUUAAAGGCUGCAACAAAGAAGCAGAAAUAUGAAAAGAUUAGUGAAAAGAAGAUGUCUACUCCUGUUGAAGUUUUGUGUAAGGGAUUUCCUGCAGAAUUUGCAAUGUACCUGAACUACUGCCGUGGCCUGCGCUUUGAAGAAGCUCCUGAUUAUAUGUAUCUGAGGCAGCUAUUCCGUAUCCUUUUCAGGACCCUGAAUCAUCAAUACGACUACACAUUUGACUGGACAAUGUUAAAGCAGAAAGCCGCACAGCAGGCAGCCUCUUCCAGUGGGCAGGGGCAGCAAACCCAAACCCCCACAGGCAAGCAAACUGACAAAUCCAAGAAUAACAUGAAAGGAGAAUCUAUACAGGACUCUGAUAACUGACUGCACACACCAUUUUCAAUCAUAACAUCAGUGCCUACCAUUUUAGAAUUACCUGAUUAAAAAUGUUUCAAUUACAUCAAAUAUGUCAGAAAAAAUAUUUGAAAAAAGAAAAGCUGGAAAAAGAAGAAUAAAAUUCUACUAUCCACAAAUAGGCAGAGAUAAAUUUAUGAUAACAGAUUACAGCAAGAGGUAAUUAAUGAAAACAGUGUCACUUUAUGCAGCAAAGUACGGAUGAGAACACAUCGUUGAUACAAUAUAGUCUCUGCCAGGAUGCAGCCUAUUAGAGCAAAACAAAGAUCAUAAGGAAAUUAUUGGAUAAAACGUGUAAGAAGAAAAUAGAAAAGUGUGCAAAUCUAGAAGGAACCACUAUUGGUUGAACUAUGUGACCAUAUUCACAAUAAUCCAGUUGUGUAUGUUUUUGAAUCAACAGAAAAAGAGGAUUGCUUCCUUACUUAAAUUAUUGAGGCAUAAAUGUAUAUAUUAUUGGAUGCUAGCAAGAAUUCCAAACUGUAAAAAUGUUUUUAUUAAAAGGCUAAUAUGCAUUUUUGUCAUAAUGAUACGAAGAUAUCAGGAUGAGAAGAGAUAAAGAAAUCAAGAAGACCAAAAUCAAUAAAAUACCACUUUGUGGAAUAUCCUUCAAGCUGCUUUUUGGAAUAUCCUUCAACUGUUCCAGAAGUAAGGAUAAUAAUGCUGAAAUCUGCAAAACAUCUGCUAUACAAUUACAAUUUGGCAACAGCUAUUCUGAAAGCAAGAGGACUUGAUUCUACCACAAGCCGUUCAGUAAUUCUAAUUAGUAAAUAUUGAAGUAUACAAAAGUAGAGAUUGAAAAAUUGUAUCCAGUUUUUUAAAAAGAUGGGGCUAAAGCAAACCUACAAACAUAUGCAGUCUCCCUUGGGCCUAUUCCCAUAGCUCUUUGAACUAAGUGCAAGGAAAUUAUUGUUUCAUUUUGGCUGUUUUGUCGAAGUGCGAAAGGAAUUGACCAAGAUUUUAAAUUAAAUUUUCCAAAGGCAGAGUUAAAUGCAGACAUUGACAUGACGUAUUUCCAGCUCACUUUCUUGUCAUUAUUUUCAGUAUUCAAUAUAGGAGAAAUAUUUUUAACAAAGAAUUGUUUAUGACAGGGAUAGCCAGCAAUAACCCAUCAAAAUGGCUGUAAAGCACUGAAGCGGUAUAUAAGUCUAAGUGCUAUUGCUAUUGCUAAAAUAUACCAAUUAUAAUUAAUUUCAUGCCUAGUCAGAUCUAUUUAAGGAACAUUUUUUCUUUAAAAAUUUUAAAAGCAAUACUCCUGCAUUCGAUUUCAGACUACUGAAAUGAUAAUCCAGUUAUCUAACAACAGUAUCCUCUUUCUCUGAACUUUUAAAGAAAAGUCUUUUCUUUCUUUGCAUUCAUUUUAAAUUCAGAAGUAAUUUGGGAUUUGAAAAGAGGAAAUUGGUUUUUUUCCAGUUUACGAAUCAGAGUGUUUUCACUUGGUUGAAAUUCCUGUUCUACUUGUUUAAAGCAGCAUUUUAUGUGUAUAAUUAACUGUUCAGAGAUACGUUACUUAAAUAAUGUCUGAAUUUAUUGAAAAUGAGGCUAAAACAAGUUAAUAUCACCUAAAUUGUAAAUAGUAGUGGUAGUAGAUAUUUUCCUAGUAACUAUGCCAAAAAAUCCUCUCAAAUGGCACAAAUUUGAAAGAAACAUCUUAUCUUGUAGGAAUAGGGAACGAGAGGGCUUAAUUGGAUAGAGGUGAAGAGAAGGAAGAAAGGUAUUUCCACCAGUGGAGUUGCAAAUGGAAGGAUUAUAUUGGAGAAGAAGGAAAAGGGCUGGAGUUGGAGACUUAUUGAGAUUGUGUUAGGCAGGAGAAAGUGUUACAUAAAACAAAUAGUACAAUAUUUAUAUCUUGGGGAAGGAGGUGAUGGUAGAAAGGGUGAAAGUGCAUGUAGUCCUUGACUUACAGCCACAAUUGAGCUUGGAAUUUCGGUCAUAAAUCACUGCAGUCAUUUAAGCAAGGCACCCAUGUGUUUGCCUUGCUCUGAGCUCUUGUCAUUGCGGUUCUGCCUCAGCAUGCAGGAAGCCCAGUUCCCCCUGCAUGCAGAAACUUGCCACAAGACUAGAAGCAUCAAUCAUCUAGGCCCAGGAGAAUGCCGACCUUUCUCCCUGUACCACCACUUCUGGGUCCACUUUUCAGAUGUUUCAGUGGGGUUUUUUUAAUGCCAUUUUUGGUUGGUUGGUUGGCUUUUUGUUUUAGUGAACAGAACACCAGAAAAUAUGGUGCUCCAGAAGAUCAUCUUGCUUGAUAUCUAUAUGUUAGAAGGAAAGACAAAUUAUAUUUCUUAUUCUAUAAUGUUAUGCAUACAGUUAGACUUCUGUUAUGGCAGAGGCACAAAGACUAUAGAAAAACCCCAUUGGAAUUUUGAAUUAGGGCAGAUUAAUACGACAAUAUAAAGGAAUUCUGAUAAUAGAAAUAAUAGAGUUAUAUUAAAAGCUUUUUAAAUACAAAGCAUUAAUUUACAAUUGCUACUUCAGUGGGUAAGUCAGACUUUUUGCUUAUUUAGAAAUUGUUCAUCCAAGGAUGAGAAAUCAGAUGGGAGAUGAAAAAGGCUGUUUGUAUACUAUAUGAAUAAGAAUUGCUAACUAAAAAUGUUGGAACAACACUAAUACUAUAAUCUAUUUGAAAUAGUUAAUUUAAAAGCCUUAAUUUUCUUUACAGUAUCUCUUUUCAUAUGGUAUGGUACAGGUAGUCCUCAAGUUAGGACCACAACUGAGCCCAAAAUUUCUGUUGCUAACCGAGACAAUUGUUAAGUGAAUUUUGCCCCAUUUUACGACCUUUCUUGCAAUAGUUGUUAAGUGAAUCACCAUAGUUGUUAAGUUAGUAACAUAGUUGUUAAGUGAAUCUGGCUUCCCUCUUGACUUUGCUUUUCAGAAGGUCACAAAAAGUGAUCACAUGACAUCAGGAAACUACAGCCAUCAUGAGUCAGUUGCCAAGCACCGGAAUUUUGAUCACGUGACUGUGGAAAUGCUAUAAUGGCUGUAAGUGUGAAAAACUGUCAGAAACCACUUUCUUCAGUGGUUGUAACUUCAAACAGUCACUGAAUGAACUGUUGUAAGUCGAGGACUACCUGUACUUGAUUGGAUGCAGAUUUACCUAUUAAAUAAACAACAUAUCCAGAAAAACUCCAAAGGCUGAAUUCUGAUAACUACUUCAAAUUUUAAUUUGAAAGUUAAUUUUAGUUGCCAGUCUGCAAAACGUCACUCUUUUUUAAAGGACUGCACUCAGAUGGAAAUUGAUAUGCACAUAGUAGCUAGAAUAAUCAAAAUGUUAAGUUUAUUCUGAUUUGAAUAUUUUGUAAGGCAUUAUGAGUCGUAGCAAUAUGAUUGUGUAUACCUUUCCAGACUUGUGCAUUCUGUACUGCUUUGCAACUUUGCUUUAAACACCUGGACUAUUUAUAUGCUAUAAGGAAUGGUUUCAUCACCCUUUAUUGAACUUAAUAAUUGUUCUGACCACAGUAUUAUUUUCUCUAAAAUACCAGUGCAAUAGGUACUGAAUGUACUAGAUGCAGCCUCAUGUAUAGUUUUGGAGGAGGAUGUAGUUGAUUUUUUAUUGUUCUAGUAUUUAUUUUGGCUGUCUGAAUGUAGUUGGGCAAGAUGGUCAUGGAAACAUCCAUACCUGAUUUUCCAAACAAAUUAUUUUUUAUUUUAUUUUUUUGCUAGGACAUUGGUAUCCUAGAUACAGUGCUUAUGUUUAUUUUUUUCUAUCGGUGAUAACCAGCUUAAGUUAUUGGAGAGCGUCUAACUCAAAUCUGGAAAAGAUAGAAUUUAAUAAAGGAUCUAACCUACAUUUGAAAUGUAUUUUACAAGUACGAUCAAGAGUGGAAAGUGAGUUAGUAUUGUUGUUGCAGCAUGUUCGAACUGCCCUUAAAUGUGUUUAUGGGUUGAGAAUCCUGGACUGGUAUGAAGUCUCUAGUUCAAAUACUUCUCAGUCAAUGUGGUUGGAUGGGUGAAGUGUUUAAAAAUUUGCUCUGAGGCCACUCGUGAUUUUUUAUUUCUUUUUUUCAUACUUUUCCUACUUUUUUAAGGUAUGAGACCCCCAGAGUCUACCUAUAAAUUGUACAGAUAAAAAAUCCUCCAAUUAUAAAGAGGAUUCUACUUUUAUUCUACUGAUAAAAAUACCAUUUUUAGAGACCUAGACUCAACGGAAAAAGACUAGAGACAGUCAAGUAUCUUAUUUCUGCAUGAGUCUGGGAAAAAAAUGAGCUCGCUUCUUUUCUUUUUCAAAGCCUUCACAGUGUUGAUAUGUAACAUAAAGCAGAACAUUCUUUAGAAUCAUUCUUAAAAGUAUCAUCUAACAUUUCUUUAUUAAACACUUUCUGCUAGGCAGGUCAAUAUUCAGUUUAACAGACAUAGCAAAGAAGAUAUGUUAGUUUUAAUUGAAUGUCUGUUAGUGUUACAUAGAAAAGGAUAACUCUACAGUUUUGAAUAGAUGGAAAAAGUUGUAAUGUAUUUUCCAGACACAUUCGUCCAAGACAGCAUUGUAGAGUGGAAGAUAUAGGUAUAAUGACUUGCUCCUAUAAUUCCAGGUAAUGGUCAGAAGAUAUUUUCAUCCUGUCUGGUACUUUAGCCAUUGAGAUUGCAGCUCUUUAACAAAAGAUAGUACAAGCAUUUUACACCAUACUCUGAAAGCAAAAGUAACCAUUUUUUCCAUGUAAUUUUCUUAACCUAUCUUAGCUUUCCAUUUCUUUCUUGCAUUAUUCAUGCUUUUAAGAUUUCUCCCUCAAUAGUAGAAAUGAAAGAUUUCCUGUAAUAUCACAGCAGUGCAGUUCAGUGUUGAUUGGAGGCUUUUGGGUGGAAAGUAACAAACUGUACACUUGCAGAGAAUGUAGUUACUAGAUGUCAACUGUUUUUAGGUAGUUUUCAUCUACAUAUUACUUUUGGCAGUCUUAACAUAAUUGAUUUUUUGAAUGACUACAUUCUUUUUUAGAAAUUUGAAACAAUUAUAAUACAUUUGGCUAAUUUUAGGUUCAUUUGUUUGAUACAGUAACUUGAACCAUGUAACAGUAACUUUCUUGUAAUUUUUAAGCAACAGCAUUAAAUGGCGAUAGGAUUUGUUUCAAUUAUUUUUAAGGCUGUUGUUUUGGAACUAAUUAAGCAGGUGAAGUAACUCAUCUCAGUUAUAUAUAACUUGAAAUGUAAUUGGAUCAUGUAUUAGAUGAGGAAUUGUGUUCCAGUAAAAUGGGUUGUUAUUCGAACAGGCUAGAACUUCUGUAAGUAACAAAAUUGUCAUGCUUAUCAAUCUUCUUUCUAGGAAUAGCUGGAUAAUGCUGUAGAUCUCCUAUAUGUGCCAUUUUGGAAUGACAAGAUCUAUGCUUUUACAAUUUCGGAUAUAUAGAAGAUGUAUUUCCAUGUACAGACUGUAUAUUGAAAAUAAACAUGCAUACAAACAAA